AUGGACAAGGAUGAGGCGCUUGUCACGACAACCGUUCCAGAUUAUCACGAUGGACUAUGGGAGAAGACGGAGAGACGCAAGGAUGACACUCUCCCCUCUGGUUCCUCAAGUAGUGGCGGGUUCCAACGCUACAUAAACCAACUCGCCAUCAACAACUUUGGCUUCACACUCCAAGUAGCAUGGGAAGCUGUUGGCUUGUCAUUCCAGCUUGCAUGGCUCAAUGGUGGCCCUGCCGCGCUUGUCUGGGGGUCUAUGAUCGCUGGCGUCGGCUCUACCCUCGUUGCUACAGCUUUGGGGGAGAUGGCCUCCAUGGACCCCACCGUAGGUGCACAGUACAGAUGGUCGGCGCGCUUCGCUUCAUUCGCUCCCGAGUUCUGGGGGUUUAUUCAGGGCUGGAUCACAGUCAUUGCCUGGAUUUGCAGCUGUGCCGGCGCCUUCUCCUUCAUGUCGAAUACUUUAUCCGGCUUGAUCAUCUUUAACAGCCCAAGCUACGAACCAAAGGCCUGGCACUCGACAGUGUUUCUGAUCGCCUUCCUCAUUGUUCCGCUGGUCCUCAAUCUCUACUUGCGAAAGAUCAUCAACUAUCUGGAAACGAUCGGUGGUAUUUUCCAUGUUGUCUUCUUCGUUGCUAUCGUUGCGACACUCUGCACGCUUGCGAAGCGCAGUACACCCGAAUACGUCUUCAUGACCUUGCACACAGACGCCGGUUGGGAAAAUCCCGGUGUCGCGUUCUCUAUUGGCAUGCUCGCUGUAGCAUAUCCUAUCAGCAGUUUUGAUGGUGUCCUCCACAUGAUCGAGGAGACCAAAGAACCUCGCAAGCGGGUACCCAAAGCUAUGAUCUUGGCAACCUCUCUGAACGCAAUCAUGAUGAUCGCCUUCUGUAUCUGCCUGAUGUUCUGCAUUGGUGAUGAAGAAGCCGUCGCGAAAUCGAUUUUGCCGAUUACGGAGGUCUUCUACUCGGCGUAA
Molecule: messenger RNA, 966 nt
Organism: Alternaria incomplexa
Lineage: Eukaryota; Fungi; Ascomycota; Dothideomycetes; Pleosporales; Pleosporaceae
Exons: 3
Coding region: 1-966 (321 amino acids)
Biological process (GO): transmembrane transport
Cellular component (GO): membrane
Molecular function (GO): transmembrane transporter activity
Source: RefSeq, a predicted model, not a curated record